Cylicocyclus nassatus is the source of this 1629-nucleotide messenger RNA. NCBI's taxonomy places the organism in Eukaryota, Metazoa, Nematoda, Chromadorea, Rhabditida, Strongylidae. The record is from the annotation of a GenBank genome assembly.
AGGCAUCGAGUGAACUCCGCGUUUGUUUUUGCUACGACCUGCGGAUUGUCACUCGAUCAAUUUUACUGCAUAAAUCAUGGGAAAAGGACGCAAUAAAAAUAAAGAAAAGGAUUCUUAUUCCGGCCCUACUCGGAAAGGAAGAGAAGAUGACGGUAGUGAAAGCGAUGCCGAAUCGGUCUCAACGCAUUUCAGCGUGGAUGACGACAUGAGGAGCGUACAAGGUGAAACUGGUGAAGACCUUGAUGUUCCUGAUUUUUUGGAUAGCCUCAGCGAGCACAUUGAAAACGCCAGCCAUAAAAAUAUAUCCAUACGGAUGGCUGCAUUGAAGCAUCUCCAAUUGGCCUUUUGUUCGCAGUAUCUGCCGGAUUUCAUUACGAAAUGGCGAAUGACUCUGGUCGAACUUAUCAGCAGAAAUUUGCGCAAAACUGAUGAGGAAAUUGCUGUCUCAGCAGUCCUGCUUGCUUUGAUGUCCCUACAAUUAGGUGAGGAAAUGGGUUCCGAUAUCGAGGAGUGCCUGGCGACUCUACGUGCUCUUGUAACAGACCCUUCCAGAGCGGAGCAGCUACGCUCCCUUUGCGCCGUUUCCAUUGCUGUUACCACUCAUGUGGCUUCAGUCAGUGAUGAAUCUGUAGCUGCUAGUAUAAAGGCACUGAGAUCCGUCUGGGCUACUUUGAAAUCGACUGCGCAUAGCACGCGACUUUACUCAACUGCUUUGGAAAGUUGGUGCUUAUUGUUGCAGGAUGCUGACGCAGCUACGUUAAACUCCGCUUUUGGCGAAUUCUCAAAGCUUGCAUUUUUCCUGGAAGCAGAUCAGCUUGAUAUUCGGAUAGCUACUGGAGAAGCACUUGCUUUUAUUUACGAGCUUGGUUCGGAGACCAGGCCAAGCUUUCGGCUUCCAAAUCAUCAGCAAAUAGUAGAGAUUCUCGAUGCUCUAUGUAGUGAAAGUUCCAAAACAAAAGCGAAGAAGGACAAGAGAGCUCAGCGAUUUACAUUGAGGCAAGUGUAUUCGAGCAUAGUGCAGAGAGAUACACCGUCUAUAACCAUAAAAUUCAACAGAGAAGUACUUAUUCUGGAUUCAUGUGCUUCGAAAUUGCUCUACGACAUUUGUUGUGAGCUCCUUCGCGGUGGUAUUGUAAGGCAGUUGCAAUACAAUGAGCUACUGCGCGAUCUUUUUGACUUGGGUCCGGUUCAGGAGGUGGAUCCAGUGGAGAAGAUCAGCAAGCUGGCCAGAAUGGCAGCACUUGAUGCAGCGUCCAAGCACAGAAAUCAAAUGCGCGGCAAACAAAGGGAUAAACGAAAUGUUGUGCUGUAGGCUAUGUGACUAAUAAUUAGCUUCAUAUUGACUUAGAUACCAGACUGGAUGGGCACUUUUGAUCCAGCCUCCACAACGAAAUGCUUUUGAUUUGGACUCCAGUCUGUGAUUCAUAUGUGAGACCUCUUUUAGAAGUUCUUGGGUUUAUACCAUUUUAGCUGUUGUAUCAGAAAUCUCUUUUCGGAUAGUAUGUAAGUUUUACUGAGCGCUUUGACCCUUACCCCAAAUUUACACCUUCAUAUUGAUUAGAAGCGUAAUUGUUAGAGUAGUGCGAUUAUCAUUGUGAGGGGUUCGCUGAUUCAGCUAGGCCUCGUCAC